AUGGCGGAGGCCUAUCGCGACCAACCGCUUGACAAGCUGGAGACUACCGAAGGGUAUUUGAUAACUCCAUGGGAAGCCCGUAUUGACACAGUAGUCGAAGACGACGCGGUCAAGGCCACCGAAGCAAUCCAGUCCGGGUGGGCAGUGAGGAUAGCGACGGCAAGUUCGGCAAGAAACGGGGUUGUAGGCUACGGAACGGCCACAACGCUGCCUGUAUCACUCAGAGGGGGCGGCGGCGUGAUAACGGCCUCGCGCACAUUCGGCCAGAGAACGGAGCAGAACCCGUAUGUGGCAGAGCUAGCGGCGCUGGCAGAAGCG
Messenger RNA from Colletotrichum tamarilloi, 318 nucleotides. RefSeq lists its product as uncharacterized. The annotation marks the transcript as partial. The record is from RefSeq and is a predicted model, not a curated record. The transcript has a single exon. Lineage: Eukaryota; Fungi; Ascomycota; Sordariomycetes; Glomerellales; Glomerellaceae.